GUAGCUCUGCGCCUCUGCUUCCCAAGCUCCCUCGACCCUCGUCGUCGUCGUCUCGUCUUCUCUCUCUCCCCGCGUCGCGUCUGCAAUGCUGCGUGCUGAAUUACUGCUGCAGCUUUUCUUCUGAGCAUUGAAUACUCCUGCAGAGGGAUCAACCACAUUCAAUACGAGUCCUCGGCGGGAACGCAGAAAGGGGACAGAAGGGGCCGAAGAAGCCAUGGCACCCUCUUGAUUCAGGAUUCCGUUCGCAUUCCGUGCUCCCCGACGGCUCCGACGAGCGCCGCCAUUUCUUAAGAGGGGGUACUUGCUUCGUCCUCGGCGAUGAGGAGGCAUGGGUGGCAGCUGCCUUACCACCCUCUCCAGGUGGUGGCGAUAGCGGUCUUCCUGGCGCUAGGCUUCGCUUUCUACGUCUUCUUCGUGCCGUUUGUAGGGGGAGAUGAGCUGCAGUAUGUGGUCGUCGGCCUCUACACCCCUUUGAUCACCUGUGUUGUCGUGUUAUAUGUAUGGUGUGCUGCAACAGAUCCUGGUGAUCCAGGCAUUUUUAAAUCGAAAAGGGUCCCAAAAAUUCAAGAAAAUUCUGAUCAUGAAUGCCCAGAAGGGAAGUCAUUAAGCGAUGGUUGCAGUGCUGUUAAUAACAGCGAGAAAUUAAGCAGUAUUUUUGAAGGAAAAGAUGCACCAUCUCACCCUGGAUUGGCCGGAGUUCUUUGCUUGAUAUGCAGCCCGUUUUCUCGCUUAUGCAAAACAUGCUUCCACUUACAUGAUCAAUCUUCAGAACAACAUGGAAGUGAAGAAGGCAUGUUUUUCUGCAGCUUAUGUGAGGCAGAGGUUUUGCAGCACAGUAAGCAUUGUAGAGUUUGUGACAAGUGUGUAGAUGGCUUUGAUCACCACUGUAGGUGGCUCAACACUUGCGUUGGGAAAAGAAACUACAAAAGAUUCUUCAUUCUGAUGGCUUCAGCAGUCCUCUUGCUUAUAAUGCAGUGGUUGGUCGGCACACUUGUCUUGAUUCUUUGCUUUAUGAAGCGAGGGGAGUUCUCUGGGAAGAUCGUCUCAAACCUUGGAAGCAGCUUCUCGAUUACAGCUUUUGUAGUUGUUUUGGUAACAUGUACCUUACUUGCAAUGAUUGCAACAAUACCACUCUCCCAACUUUUGUGCUUCCACAUUCUUCUUAUCAAAAAAGGAAUCAGCACAUACGACUACAUUGUAGCUCUGCGUGAGCAGGAAGAACAGCAAGAACAUGUUGAGCACCAGAGCCCGCAGAUGUCCAUCAUUAGCUCUGUCACUGGAUUUAGUACUACUAGCUCUGUUGGUCCUCUUCAUCGUGGGGCAUGGUGUACUCCACCAAGAUUACUUCUUGAAGAUCAGUACGUCUCUUAUCCGGACAUGCCACAGAAUUCCGUGGGCAAGAAGACGAAGGAAGAUGAAGGAACCAAAAGAAAACCUCCUGUAAAAAUCAGUCCCUGGACACUGGCUCGCCUUAACGCUGAGGAAGUAUCAAAGGCUGCUGCUGAGGCCAAAAAGAAAUCCAAAGUUCUUCAGCCAAUCACAAGACACAGGGAGGUUCCUAAGCCUGACAAAAGUAGGGUGUUACUACCUGAACAAUCUCCUGAUGCCUGUGGAAGGACAUCAGCGAGUGGAACUGAUAGCAACUUGAGCGACAUGGCAAUGGAAACACCUGGUAGUUUGGCCCCAUUACAGCAUGAAGCAAGGAGCGUCUUCCAACCAAGCAUCGCAUCAUCCAUCAGGAACCUCAACCUUACUUCAUCACCAGAGAGUAGCCUGGACUCACCUGAUCUUCAUCCCUUCCGUGUCUCAAUGUCAGGAGCCGAUGAACUUCGUAGCUUCAUGUCAAUUGCAGCUUCAGCAUCCAGUGCUCAGAAAAGCAUUGCGCUUUCAAGGUCAACAAGUGGCGGGUAUGAGGCAUCUGGAGGUGAGGACAGCGAUCGCAUACCCACAAGGAUUGUGCACCGAUCAUCGAAUUGGACAAAUGUCAUUCUUAACUCGGGUCGGCGGGAAAUGGCAUCGGAUCUAAGGAUCCCUUCAUCUGGAGGGUAGGGUUGGCUGCUAACUAGGCUGAGCUAGCUGAAGAUAUGAUGAGCUGCUACAACUUGCUGACCUGCUAAUUGGUUAUGUACUGCGACCAAGCAUUUGACCAGUGUUGGAAAGGCAUGACCUAGUUUUUGCUAUAGGAGUUUAGUGCUACGCCACUCCAUUCUCACUGUCUUUCUGUUUCACAAUCAAUGGAUAUGUAUGUGUUGUGUACCACUCAAAGAUGACUGUUUUCUAUCGCAAAAAAAGGUACACUGUUUUAGCA
Molecule: messenger RNA, 2308 nt
Organism: Panicum virgatum (switchgrass)
Lineage: Eukaryota; Viridiplantae; Streptophyta; Magnoliopsida; Poales; Poaceae
Product: probable protein S-acyltransferase 22
Exons: 9
Coding region: 319-2049 (576 amino acids)
Biological process (GO): protein targeting to membrane; peptidyl-L-cysteine S-palmitoylation
Cellular component (GO): Golgi apparatus; endoplasmic reticulum
Molecular function (GO): protein-cysteine S-palmitoyltransferase activity
Source: RefSeq, a predicted model, not a curated record